AUGGGUCUUAUAUGGUUUAUGGGAAAUAUUGGAUCAACUAUCAAUUGUAUUAUCUUCUCUCAACGAAAAUUUCGCCAAAAUUCAUGUGUCCUGUAUUUUCUAGCUUCUAGUGCUUCACAAUACAUCAUUUUUAAUUUUGUUCUUGUUACAAGAAUACUUCGUAGUGGAUUUGAUAUUAAUGCAGUUAAUAUUUUCCUUUGGUUUUGUAAAAUACGCAAUUAUUUCUCUCUUGCUUUUAUUGCUAUUCCACGUUAUUACAUUGUUUUCGCAUCCAUUGAUCGUUAUUUUGCUAGUUGUUCUGAUAUUUAUUGGCGUCGAUGGAGUUCAUCAAAGACUGCAGUGCGAUUAAUUAUUGGUAGUUUUAUAUUUUGGUGUUUAGUCUAUAUACAGGCUAUUGUCUUCUAUGAUAUUCAAAAUGGUACCUGCUCAUAUAGGAGUGGUGUUUACGGAAUGUUUUUUACUAUUUAUCUAUUGAUUGAGAGUGGAAUAUUACCACCAUUGCUCAUGAUGAUUUUUGGACUUCUUACAAUCAAAAAUAUUCAACAAAGUAAACGAAAAACAAGACCAAUAACACUAGUUAAUGGUGUUCGAUCUGCAGAAUUCACUAGAAUGUCAGCAAAAGAUAUUCAAUAUACUAAAAUGUUAUUUAGUCAAAUAUUAAUUUGGACAAUUUUGAACAUGAUCAAUCCUUGUGUUCUUCUUUAUCAAACAAUGACAAUAAAUGAAACAAAAUCAUCUUUGCGUUUAACAAUUGAAACAUUUCUUAAUAAUAUGAGUUAUAUGUUUAUUCAUUUGGAGUUUUCUUUAACAUUUAUUAUUUAUACAUUGUCGUCAUCAUAUUUCAGAAUUGAAUUGAUGCAAUUCAUUCAAAAGAAAAUAUUACAUCGUUUAGUAUCAAAUGUAACUGGGAGCAAUAAUACCUAA
Molecule: messenger RNA, 924 nt
Organism: Rotaria sp. Silwood1
Lineage: Eukaryota; Metazoa; Rotifera; Eurotatoria; Philodinida; Philodinidae
Source: the annotation of a GenBank genome assembly